Messenger RNA from Aspergillus mulundensis, 678 nucleotides. RefSeq lists its product as uncharacterized. The coding region runs from base 1 to 678 and encodes 225 amino acids. The transcript has a single exon. NCBI's taxonomy places the organism in Eukaryota, Fungi, Ascomycota, Eurotiomycetes, Eurotiales, Aspergillaceae. The record is from RefSeq and is a predicted model, not a curated record.
AUGGACUCGAAAGACGCGGAGAUAAAUCGGCAUCCCAAUGAUCACAAUCAAGCGACACAUCUCCCCAGAACGUUACAUUUUACACUGAAACCCGUCGACCGGCUGAAGGGCCAUGAAGACUUCGACUCAUGGCUGUACUACGUCAAGGUACAUCUAGAGUCACUGGGUCUGAAGGACUUGCUCGAUAGGUCUAUACCUAGGCCAAAGGAGACAUGGAACACGUACAAGAUCUGGACCGAAUGCUCUAUCAAGGUUCGCAUUUGGCUUGCGGACAGUAUCUCAUGGGAUGUCGCGCAAUUGAUGGAGGCGAAUCCUGAACCGGCUAUGUUCGCAGACGAUUAUCUGGCGAAACUGGACAUGGUUGUAUUCUGGUUUGCUUACCAGAACCCUCAGUUGGUGUAUGAUGAUGCACUUCGCGUCAAGAGGAAGAAUUACCCAAAUCUUCUGGCGUUCGUUAAGGAUUUGAGAGCCAAGUUUGCUUUGGCGAAAAAAGUGGGAGUUAUGCUGCCCCACGAAUCAAUGAGGAUACUUUUAGGAGAGGUUAGGGACGAUAUGCCUGCAUACGUGGCAAAGGCGCUUGUCUCGGUCAAUUCGUCUCCGUAUCAAGUGAAGGACGAGAAUGUCUCCAUGGUUUUCCAGGAUGUUACAGCUUAUGCUAGAGCACGAAUGAUGGCAUGA